Thecamonas trahens ATCC 50062 is the source of this 1662-nucleotide messenger RNA. RefSeq lists its product as uncharacterized. The record is from RefSeq and is a predicted model, not a curated record. The coding region runs from base 1 to 1662 and encodes 553 amino acids. The transcript is spliced from 2 exons. Lineage: Eukaryota; Apusomonadida; Apusomonadidae.
AUGCCAGCCCCGCGCGAAUGGGACGCACCGCCCCCGCGGCUAGUGGAAAAGCUGGUCGAGGGCCAGCGGCUGCGCCCCCCGUUUGCGUCGCUGGUGAGCGUGCUGCUUGCGGCGCGAGGCGAGGCGCACCCGCGGCGGACGACGCCCGCGGCGCUGGAGACCUCGCUAGCCAACGCGGUCUUUGCCGGCACGACGCCGCGAUGGGCAAAAGUCGGGCUGUCGGUGGCGGCCGAUGUCAUGUACUCGAUCCUACGCACGCUCGAGGCCGGCGAUGGCCAUCCGGCGCUCCUCCCGCCGGCUGCUCACGCUGCCGUCCUCGCCGCCGCCGACAGCUACGUCGGCCGUGGCGAGCACUGCAGCGAGCUGUACCUCACUGCCAUCGAUCGUGCAGUAGGGAGAGCCAGCAGCGACGACUAUCCUGCUGCACGGAGCGCCAAAGCUGUGGCCCGCCUGGCGCCGGUCAUCGAUGCGCUCCAUCCAGCCCGCCUCACUCUCCUCACCGCACUGCUAGUGUACGGCUCGGUGCUGGCGGCGGCGGGAACGUCGGUCCCAGAACUUGCCCGGAUUCUGGGCAAGACUGUCCACGUCCAUCCAGCUGAGGUGCUCCCGGACGACGAGAGCGCAGCGCGUGCGGUGCUCCGAGCCGACGGAAGCCGCAUUGCUCGGCUCCUUGCGCUACUCAUCGAGGACUUUAUCCCGCUGUUUGGCUACCCGGAUCUUGAUGCGCUGGGCAUAGUCAUGCCAUCACUAACCUUGAACGCUGCCGGCGCUGAUGCUGCAGACGAUGUCGACGUCGAUAGCGGUUCGUCGUACACGUACUCGUACAUGGACGUGACUGCGAGUGCAGCCGGCACGCCGCGGCCCCAGUCCGCGGCAGGCCCACCUUCCGGCGCAGACACUGAGAACGACGCUGACGAGACAUCGUUUGUCUCGUCGGCCUCGUCGUACGCACACAGCCCGGUCUCGCCAACAUCACCAGCGGCGUCGCUACCUCCAUGCGCGAUCCCACGGGUCCUGCUGACGCUUGAGGGCUGCAGCGGCUCGAGCGGGAUUCUCACGCCGCGUCGGAUUACCGCGCGGCAGAUGACCGCCACGUCGCUCACGGGCCAGGGCUCGUCGGUGUCAGUUCCCGGCUCCGGCUCUCAAUCUGGCUCCGGAUCUAGCUCUAGCCUCGAGCGGGCAAACGCGACGCAGGAUAGCCAUGCCCCACAAUCCGAGCAUAUCGUUGCGCCAGCGGCCAGUACCGGAGACUGGACAGACUUUACCUAUCCACUCGGGCCGCUUGCUUCACGUCGCCAAGCUUCGCGCGGGCGCGACCUGUCGGCCUCGCCGUCGUGGAUGGCGUCGUUCGAGGGGUGGUCGCCGCCGCCGCCACGGUUCUCGGCGCCACCGGCGGAUAGAGCGGAUGUUGGCAUGGCACGCCCGCGUGACCCGGCACCGGUCUACCACCCGGCGCCACCACCGCCACCGACGCAGUCGGAGCUUGACGCUCGAGCUGUACGCCGGUGCGAGGAGCGCCGCGCUGCGCUAGCCCGGCAGCGGGAGGCGGCGCUAGCCAGCGUCCACCUCGAUCCGCCACCGGCACCGCCGCACAUCGGAUACGCCGCACCGUGGAAUUUGCCGAUCGAGACACGUGCAUCACUUGCGGCAAAAUCCUGCUAG